UCAGAGAUCAAGAAAAUGACGAAAUCAUUCCAAGUGAAACUAGGACAAGGAGGGUAUGGAAGUGUCUACAAAGGACAACUACCAGAGGGGGAUCUAGUUGCAGUAAAGCUCUUGGGUGAAGCCACAGGAGAUGGAGAAGAUUUCAUUAAUGAAGUGGCAAGCAUCACUAGAACUUCUCAUGUCAACAUCGUCACGCUCGUAGGUUUUUGUAUCGAGGGAAAGAAAAGAAUCCUGAUGUAUGAGUUCAUGCCAAACGGAUCAUUGGAUAAGUUUCGAGGUGAUGGUUGUCAUUUGGACUGGAACACGUUGUUCCUAAUAGCGAAAGGGAUCGCAAGAGGUCUAGAGUACCUGCACCAAGGCUGUAACACAAGAAUCGUGCACUUCGACAURAAGCCUCACAACAUUCUSUUGGACGAAGAAUUUGUCCCCAAGAUAUCUGAUUUUGGGYUGGCCAAGCUCUGCAAAAGGAAGGARAGUAUCGUUUCUGUAACGGGUGCAAGAGGGACUAUCGGAUACAUGGCCCCUGAAGUGUUUUUCAAGAGUCUUGGAGGGGCAUCUCACAAGUCUGAUGUGUAUAGCUACGGGAUGAUGGUUCUUGAAAUGACUGGUGCACGUAAGAACAAUAACGAUCAUGCGACRAGCACGAGUGAAGCAUAUUUCCCAGAUCGGAUAUACAAGCAGAUAGUAGCCACAGACAAUCUAGGGGUAAAUGGGGUGACAUCGAAAGAGGAAGAGGAAUUAGCGAGGAAGAUGGUGACGGYAAGCCUGUGGUGUAUUCAGUCUGAUCCAUCAGAUCGACCAUGUAUAAGCAAAGUUGUGGAGAUGUUGGAAGGAAGCUCUGAAUCGUUGCAAGUUCCACCUAGACGUUUCUGGUCAUCAUCUCCCACAAGGCUUUCCUAUUAGAAUUGUAUUUUAGGUUGUACUGUUUGGUGUGGUCUAUGGUUGUUUCGGUGUUCCCGAGUGUACAAUAUCUUUUAGUCUGUUGUAUAAAU
Messenger RNA from Cynara cardunculus var. scolymus (artichoke), 992 nucleotides. Its product is annotated as LEAF RUST 10 DISEASE-RESISTANCE LOCUS RECEPTOR-LIKE PROTEIN KINASE-like 2.5. Gene Ontology annotation, biological process: protein phosphorylation. Lineage: Eukaryota; Viridiplantae; Streptophyta; Magnoliopsida; Asterales; Asteraceae. Gene Ontology annotation, molecular function: protein kinase activity; ATP binding. The coding region runs from base 16 to 903 and encodes 295 amino acids. The record is from RefSeq and is a predicted model, not a curated record. The transcript has a single exon.